Molecule: messenger RNA, 1349 nt
Organism: Ictidomys tridecemlineatus (thirteen-lined ground squirrel)
Lineage: Eukaryota; Metazoa; Chordata; Mammalia; Rodentia; Sciuridae
Gene: Tfap2c
Product: transcription factor AP-2 gamma
Biological process (GO): regulation of cell population proliferation; anatomical structure development; regulation of transcription by RNA polymerase II
Cellular component (GO): nucleus
Molecular function (GO): DNA-binding transcription factor activity, RNA polymerase II-specific; RNA polymerase II transcription regulatory region sequence-specific DNA binding
Source: RefSeq, a predicted model, not a curated record
UCGCCGGGACACGGUGCGGGUGCGGCUUCCCGGGUCCACGGCAGCGGUCUCUACACCCGCGGCGGCAACAUCUACGCUCUUACGUCCGCCGAUGUGCGUCCAGUGAUCGGGACAGCAAGGCCCGCGCGCGGCGGGGCGGCGGCAGGCGCCUGGUCACCGUGACCCCAAUUUUGGAUUUACCGCUCGGGGGGUGGGGGGAGUCUGGAUUUAACUGGCGACUGUUUUGGGGGACGCCGGACGCCAUGUUGUGGAAAAUAACCGAUAAUGUCAAGUACGAAGAGGACUGCGAGGAUCGCCACGAUGCGAGUAGCAACGGGAACCCGCGCAUCCCCCACCUCUCCUCGGCCGGGCAGCAUCUUUACAGCUCCGCACCGCCGCUGUCCCACACUGGAGUCGCCGAAUACCAGCCGCCACCCUACUUUCCACCGCCCUACCAGCAGCUGGCUUACUCUCAGUCGGCAGAUCCCUACUCGCAUCUGGGCGAAGCCUACGCUGCGGCCAUCAACCCCCUGCACCAGCCUGCAGCCGCCGGCAACCAACAGCAGGCCUGGCCCGGCCGCCAGAGCCAGGAGGGCGCCGCCCUGCCUUCGCACCACGCGCGCCCGGCCAGCCUGCUCCCCCACCUCUCCGGGCUGGAGGGAGGUGCCGUGGGCGCCCGCAGGGAUGCCUACCGCCGCUCGGACCUGCUGUUGCCCCACGCACACGCCUUGGACGCCGCGGGGCUGGCGGAGAACCUGGGGCUCCACGACAUGGCUCACCAGAUGGAAGAGGUGCAGAACGUUGACGACCCACACUUGCUUGGGCCCGAUCAGACUGUAAUCCGCAAAGGUCCCAUUUCCAUGACGAAGAACCCCCUAGGUCUCCCCUGUCAGAAGGAGCUGGUGGGAGCCGUGAUGAAUCCCAGUGAAGUCUUCUGCUCGGUUCCAGGAAGACUGUCCCUCCUCAGCUCCACGUCCAAAUACAAAGUGACGGUGGCUGAAGUGCAGAGGCGGUUGUCACCGCCUGAAUGUUUAAAUGCCUCGCUGCUGGGAGGUGUUCUCAGAAGAGCCAAGUCCAAAAAUGGAGGCCGAUCUUUGCGGGAGAAGUUGGACAAGAUUGGGCUGAAUCUUCCCGCUGGGAGACGGAAAGCUGCUCAUGUGACCCUCUUGACAUCCUUGGUGGAAGGUGAAGCUGUUCACUUGGCCCGGGACUUUGCGUACGUCUGUGAAGCCGAGUUUCCUAGUAAGCCAGUGGCCGAAUAUUUAACCAGGCCUCACCUGGGAGGGCGGAAUGAGAUGGCGACGAGGAAGAAUACGCUGCUGGCAGCUCAGCAAGUGUGUAAAGAAUUCACGGACCUCCUCAAUCAGGAC